Phacochoerus africanus (Common warthog) is the source of this 899-nucleotide messenger RNA. RefSeq names its product brain specific homeobox (gene BSX). The record is from RefSeq and is a predicted model, not a curated record. Gene Ontology annotation, molecular function: DNA-binding transcription factor activity, RNA polymerase II-specific; DNA binding. NCBI's taxonomy places the organism in Eukaryota, Metazoa, Chordata, Mammalia, Artiodactyla, Suidae. Gene Ontology annotation, biological process: regulation of DNA-templated transcription. The transcript is spliced from 3 exons. Bases 163 to 861 code for a protein of 232 amino acids.
GUCUUCUCGCCUCACCAGCGCCAGGGGUAGCCCAAGCCGAGGAGAGCACAUUAGGGAUCUGAGCCUCGAGGGUGGUUGGCUCUAGACCAGGCGUGCUGAGACGCUGCCAGCUUCCUACACUUCGUCCCCAGCCCUCGCCCUGUGGCAGGCGCUCGGCUCAAGAUGAAUCUCAACUUCACCUCGCCGUUACACCCGGCAUCUUCUCAGAGGCCCACGUCCUUCUUCAUCGAGGACAUCCUGCUGCACAAGCCCAAGCCGCUAAGGGAGGUGGCCCCCGACCAUUUUGCCAGCUCUCUGGCCUCCCGGGUGCCUCUGCUAGACUAUGGCUACCCCCUCAUGCCCACACCCACUCUCCUGGCUCCUCACCCCCAUCACCCUCUACAUAAGGGAGACCACCACCACCCUUAUUUCCUCACCACCUCAGGCGUGCCUGUCCCGGCGCUGUUCCCGCAUCCCCAGCACACAGAGCUGCCGGGGAAGCACUGCCGCCGCCGCAAAGCUCGCACGGUCUUCUCGGACUCGCAGCUCUCGGGCCUGGAGAAGAGAUUCGAGAUCCAGCGGUACCUGUCCACGCCGGAGCGGGUGGAGUUGGCCACGGCCCUCAGCCUGUCCGAGACGCAGGUGAAAACGUGGUUUCAGAAUCGGCGGAUGAAGCAUAAAAAGCAGCUGAGGAAAAGCCAAGACGAGCCCAAAGCGCCCGACGGGCCUGACAGCCCCGAGGGCAGCCCCCGCGGCGCAGAGGCCGCACCCGCCGAGGCUCGGCUGGGCUUGCCCGCCGGGCCCUUCGUGCUGACCGAGCCCGAGGACGAGGUGGACAUUGGGGACGAAGGGGAGCUGGGCUCAGGGCCGCACGUGCUCUGAGCCGCCGAGUAGGGGAGCCGGGGAGGACGCUGCGGGGC